AUAGAACGAGAUACGUUCUUAGACGAGGAACUCCGAAAUAAUCUUAUCGCACUCGCCAAGGAGAAGAAGAUACCAGUGGAGUCAGGUCUAACGCUAUGUGCUGACGAUUUUUAUGAGGGGCAAAUGCGUCUUGAUGGUUUCUUUUGUGAAUACAAAUCGGAUGACAAAUACGAGUUUCUGAAGAGGCUUCACGAUAGAGGCGUUAGGAAUAUUGAAAUGGAAAGCACAUGUUUCGCUUCGAUGACUUAUCGCGCUGGUGUUAAAGGUGAGCUUCAAUAG
Molecule: messenger RNA, 279 nt
Organism: Cooperia oncophora
Lineage: Eukaryota; Metazoa; Nematoda; Chromadorea; Rhabditida; Trichostrongylidae
Source: the annotation of a GenBank genome assembly